This is a messenger RNA of Grus americana (Whooping crane), 1013 nucleotides long. It is a transcript of the gene DCTN6, whose product is annotated as dynactin subunit 6. The record is from RefSeq and is a predicted model, not a curated record. NCBI's taxonomy places the organism in Eukaryota, Metazoa, Chordata, Aves, Gruiformes, Gruidae. The coding region runs from base 254 to 826 and encodes 190 amino acids. The transcript is spliced from 7 exons. Gene Ontology annotation, biological process: mitotic spindle organization. Gene Ontology annotation, cellular component: dynactin complex. Gene Ontology annotation, molecular function: dynein complex binding.
GGGCGUGGCCAGCGGCCGCAGGGUCCUAUCGCCCGCCCGCCCCCGGCAGCAGCGGGGCCGCUGCGGACAAACCCCGUGUGCCUGUGACUCGCGGGGCCGUGGGACGCGCCGCCCACGGGGGAUCCCCGCGACGGGAAGAGCGCGAGGCCGAGGUGCACGGCCCCAAGCCCCGCGGCUCCUCACCCCGCCGUUCGGCCCAGCCCCGGCCCUCUCCGCCCGGCACCGCGCAGGCGCCGCCGGCGGCAUCGCUGUCAUGGCGGAGAAGGGGCAGAAGAGCGUGAAGAUCGCGCCGGGGGCCGUGGUGUGCGUGGAGAGCGAGAUCCGCGGGGACGUGACCAUCGGGCCCCGCACCGUGAUCCACCCCAAGGCCAGGAUCAUCGCCGAAGCGGGACCCAUCGUCAUCGGGGAAGGCAACCUGAUCGAGGAGCAGGCCCUCAUCAUCAACGGGUAUCCAGAAAACAUUACGCCAGAAACCGAAGAGGUAGAGCCCAAACCAAUGGUCAUUGGCACCAACAAUGUUUUUGAAGUGGGGUGUUAUUCCCAAGCAAUGAAGGUGGGAGAUAACAACGUCAUCGAAUCCAAAGCGUUCGUCGGCAGGAACGUGAUCCUGACGAGCGGCUGCAUCAUCGGGGCCUGCUGUAACAUCAACACCUACGAGGUCAUCCCCGAAAACACCGUCAUCUACGGGGCCGACUGCCUCCGCCGUGUCCAGACCGAGCGGCCGCAGCCCCAGACGCUGCAGCUGGAUUUCCUGAUGAAGAUCUUGCCAAACUACCAUCACCUAAAGAAGACCAUGAAGGCCACGUCCACUCCUGUCAAGAGCUGAGUGAAGGGGAAAAAAAAAAAAAAAACCACCACAACAAAAAAGCCUUGCUUAUUUGCAUCCUGUAUUUAUAUUCUGCUGAGCAUCUCGGACCAGCUUUGGAUCUGUCGUCUGUCGCGCGCUGACUCCAUUGUACGUGCUUUCUUUUGGGAAUAAAAUGACACCCGCUUUCCUGUCGGGGGGGAUGCAG